Molecule: messenger RNA, 462 nt
Organism: Candidula unifasciata
Lineage: Eukaryota; Metazoa; Mollusca; Gastropoda; Stylommatophora; Geomitridae
Source: the annotation of a GenBank genome assembly
AUGCAUGUACAAGGCCUUGGAAAGGGGUCCGUUGUACCCUGGCUGUGCACAACUUUUUGUGUUCUGGCGGCGUUUCUGUUGCUAGGCGAUGUCGUAUUAGGAACCAGAGUAAACCAGAAGAUGCUGGUCCAGACAAGAGGCAAACGACAGGCCGGCAGUCGUCAGGAGCACAACACCAGCGUGGACCCCAGCUUGCUGAUGUUCACACCAGCAACACCAAGUCCUGAACAAGUCAACUGUUACGUGGAGAUACCAGUGACGAGACGUGUGGGUGGCCGGUGUGUUCUCCUGGGUAGCAGCACUUGGGGAUGUCAAGCAGGACUCUUCCUGGCCAUCAAUUCCCAGUGUCAGCAUGAGGUCAGAAGUCCGGCGGGUGAUCAGCCCCAAGCGGGAAGUUCUAAUUCGACUCGCGGUGGAACCCGCCCUCGCAACCCAUUCAGGCGGCCCCGCAGACCUAACUAG